Molecule: messenger RNA, 4791 nt
Organism: Apus apus (common swift)
Lineage: Eukaryota; Metazoa; Chordata; Aves; Apodiformes; Apodidae
Gene: EGLN3
Product: egl-9 family hypoxia inducible factor 3
Exons: 5
Coding region: 309-1034 (241 amino acids)
Biological process (GO): peptidyl-proline hydroxylation to 4-hydroxy-L-proline; cellular response to hypoxia
Cellular component (GO): nucleus; cytoplasm
Molecular function (GO): L-ascorbic acid binding; peptidyl-proline 4-dioxygenase activity; ferrous iron binding
Source: RefSeq, a predicted model, not a curated record
UCCCGCACGUAGCCGGCGCACCGACCGGCGCGGGGCCCUCUGCCCGCUCCUGCGCGGCCCGGGAGUCCGGUACGCCUCUCGGUUGGCGGCAGCAGCAGCAGCGCGGAGCUUGGGUAGCACCGCAGCGCCGGGCCGCGGAGCGCAGCCCUACACGGCCCGCCGCGGCCAAAGUUUUGCCUCGCCUCGCCUGGCCCCGCGCCGCGGCGGAGCCCCUGCCCGGCUCGGCCUGGAGCCGGCGGCGGCUCGGUGGACAUCGUUUCCCGACGCGGGCGCCCGCAGGGCAGCGGCACGCCCGUCUCCGCAGCGACAUGCCGCUGGGGCACAUCAUGAGGCUCGACCUGGAGAGAAUCGCCCUGGAGUACAUCGUGCCCUGCUUGCACGACAUCGGCUUCUGCUACCUGGACAACUUCCUUGGGGAGGUGGUGGGGGACUGCGUGCUGGAGCGGGUGAAGCGGAUGCACCGCGACGGGGAGCUGGCCGACGGGCAGCUGGCCGGCCCCAGCCGCGGCGUCGCCAAGCGGCACCUGCGCGGCGACCAGAUCAAGUGGAUCGGGGGCACGGAGGAAGGCUGCGAGGCUAUCAACUUCCUCCUCACGCUGAUAGACCGGCUGGUGAUGUACUGCGGGAGCCGGCUCGGCAAGUACUACGUGAAGGAGCGGUCCAAGGCUAUGAUUGCUUGCUAUCCUGGAAAUGGAACUGGGUAUGUUCGUCAUGUGGACAAUCCAAAUGGUGACGGGCGCUGCAUCACCUGUAUUUAUUACCUGAAUAAGAACUGGGACUCCAAGUUGCAUGGUGGAAUUCUUCGGAUAUUCCCAGAAGGAAAGUCCUAUGUAGCAGAUGUUGAGCCGAUUUUUGACCGAUUAUUAUUUUUUUGGUCAGAUCGGAGGAAUCCACAUGAAGUCCAGCCUUCUUAUGCAACCAGAUAUGCCAUGACUGUGUGGUAUUUCGAUGCUGAAGAAAGAGCAGAAGCCAAAAAAAAGUUCAGGAACUUAACAGAUGCAAGAAAGAGAGAAGCACCUCUUAAUGAAGACUAAUCAGCUGUUCCUGAAUUCCUGUGAGGAAAUAAGAUCCCAAAGAUGACUUCCAUUUCCAGCGAGCAAGGGCAAAUUCUUGUUAUGCACAAGAAUGCACUGGUUGUGUCUAGCCUGUGCAUCUUAUAUUGAUGGUACUUAAGCCAGCCUCCUGUCAUGCCUGCGUCUGGCAGAAGGAACACUUGUUUUCUAUUUGCCUGUUGCUGGAAUGAGUAACCAGGUUGUUUGUGUUUGUUUUUUUUUUAAAAAAAAAAAAAAAAAAAAUAAGUAUCACUAAGCCUAGUGGUAGGGGCUCAGCCAACUGGCUUUUGAUCACUCUUGUAGCCAAGAUAAUGAUCAUUGGAACUAGCAAUGAAAACCUGAGUCUUAUUUGCACUUUACUGGGGAGGGAAACUAGCUCAAUGGGAAAGAGCUUUACAAGUUUAAAAUCUGUGGAAGACUGCUAAUGGGCAAGGAGAGAUUUUGUGAAAAUGUGAUAUCAGAACUAGAUUUUUGUAGUGUCAUCUUAUGGUCUGUCCCACAUGGGCCUGUCAAUGUACAUCACUUUGCUGUGCAGAACAUAGGCUCAGCCCUUUGAUGGCCCAACUUUCCAAACAGUUUGUUGUCUGCUCAGUCAUCACAUUUCCUGGAUUUUGUUUGCUUUUCAUGAGUCAAGUUCUAGCUGUGUAGUUGCACUGCCCUUUCUGUCCCAAGACUGAGAGGGAAGCAGUUACGCCUCAGUCCACAACUUUGUAAAACCAUUUUCUUUCUGUUCUGAGCAGGAUGGGUUGUGUGUUUUCUGUUUUCACUGUUUGUUAAAGCAGCUGUUUUCUCCCAAAAGAUACAUGAACUUGGAAGGCUGAUGGCACACAAGGCAUUGGCACCAAUGGCCAAUGAUACAUAGAGUUGUCAUUUUCAUGUCUUCUCCAUCUACUGUGUUUUAUGUGAUGCAGAUAAGAAUCUGAAAGGAAAAGAUAUGUCUGGCAGUUUGACAAAUGUGUGAUAAAUAAUGGGUAACUUAGAUUUGAUUUCUAUGCUGCUUAUCCUUAGUUAACACACUUGUUUAACUUUGAGUAUGUAAUUUGGAUGACACAGCAAUUCUGUUUCAGUUGAUCUGUUAUGUCAGGUAACUACUGCUGUGCCCAAGCCAUGAGACUGGAGUUAUUCAAAUGGCAAAGCACAUUUUUUUUUUCUCUAAACUUCUUAAACGCGGUGAGUAACUGAUGACCUAUCUCCAAUCUACCUAAGCUUCCACAACCAGCACUUACUAUGCAGUUCAGAAUAACUUAAUGAAGCUGGGAGCUGAUGGUGGAUGCAUUUAUCACUCACAUUAAUUGUUCUGAACCUAAUACACUCACUUGGAUUAAUUUUCAUCUCAUGUUUUCAGUGUGUGUGCCAGACCCUACCCUAUAGAUGCCCUUUUCAGUGACCCAUAUUUUCCAGUGCUGGCAGUCGUGAGGGAGGAUUGUCUGACCUGCCAGUUCCUGCACCUCUUCACUGCGUGGUGCCAGGCUGUUGUGCUGGUGAUGGGUCUGUGGGCCAGCUGUGUUGCCCUUGAGCUGGGGAAUGGAAAGAUAACAUGCAAUCACAACUGUUGCAUGUCAGUGACACAAGGGAGCAGCUGCAUGGGACAGAAAAGAAAUAAUUUUCAUGAUGUAAAAAAUAGUUUUUUUAAGCAGUUCUGUUUUUUUAAAAAAAGCACCACAACAAGAACAAAACCAACAAACCUGGGCAUCCUUUAGUCUGUCCUUGAACUCUGAAUGUAAAUACAGUAGUGCUAAGAACCCCCUUGUUCUCUCUGGCUUCUCCCAGAGAUCCAGCUUCAGACUUAGGGGCUGAACUUGGUUCAGCCUGACCACUGUGCACCUUAAGAGAGGAACACGAGGGAACACGUGUGACAAAUAUUCUUAUAACUCAAGGCUAGAAAAAGACAAUCUGAUAAAUGUCCUUUAGUGUUAGGUAAAACAUUAUUCUGCUACAGUUGCUUCUAAGUAGCAUAACAUAGACUUGAAGGAAACUUAAUAACUUGAAAUGCUCAUUCUGUGAUGUUCAUGUGGGAGGAGGAGAGGGCUCUUCCCAGAGAAUAAAAGACAGUCAUUGGAAAGGUGGCAGGUGUUGAAAAAGGGGAAGGCGUGUUACAGGAUUAUUAUUUUAAAAGGGAGGGUGGGGAAUCCAAGCUCUUUUAUUGCUAUGCAAGGUUCAUAAUGACUUAUAUUUUAAACUGCUACAUCAUUUUAAAGGGGGCAAAGACAGCUAAAACAGAGCAGAGCAAGUCUUGCUUCACCUUUAGAACCUGUAACCUAGAAAGAAAUGCACUAGAAAGAGGUGUUAUUACACCUCUCACUAAAGCCUUGAACAGUGGAAAAAUGAUGGGGUGGAAGGGGAAAGGCUUUGUAUAAACAUAGAAAAUGAAAGGUACUUCAGUUACCACUGUUGCUACCACCUGGCUUCCGUGGUGGUCAGCAACGUGUGGUGGAUGCAGCAUGGAGCACUAUAGAUGCAUUUAUUGUAAAUAAAGUACUUAUUUUUAUUUUUAGCCAGUAUCUUCCUGAUUAGAUAGAGGAGAGAGCAAUUCUGUGGCAGAGAGCGUUGCGUUGUCUUUUUCUUUAUUAAUACAUAUGAUUAAGUACAAAAAAGUUGAUGGCACAGGAUUUUUCGCCAUCUUUUGUGUGAAGGACUGGAACCAGUUCUUCAGUUGUCUGGUUUAGACCUUUACCCCAUUUCCACAUCAGUGGGAUGAUUUCCUUGAAUAUGCUGUAGUUUAACUGGGGAGGUUGGUGGGAUGUUGGUCGUGUAGGAAUCCAUAGGCUUGAUGUUUUCUUCACAGAUUUUUCUUGCCUGUCUCUGAAAUUGUUGCAAACUGCCCUGCAAAAAUGAAAUUGUUGGAAGAACUGUGGGGAAAGCAGUCUGUUGCAGUAGGGAGAGAAUUUCAAGGAUACUCUUUCCAUGUGGUUUAUUUUCAUGGCAGACUGAAACAUCUAUGGCUAAACAGCGCUUGUUGCCUAGUUGUGAACAAGAAUGUUUUCUCUAAGGCAUUUAAUUUUUAAUCCUCUAGAGGUUUUGUUGAUUUUUUCAAUCUUUAGGUAAUGUGCCUUCAUAUCUGUGAAGAUGUUACAUGUCACAUGUGUGUCAUGCAAGUUUUUAAUGGAUCUUUAAAAAAUAUGUUUGUCUUUGCAAAAAUAGUUGCAUUGGAAAAAUAUGUGGAGCCACCAAGCCACAAUUUCCAGCAGGUACUUUUUCUCGUGCAGGAUGGGAAAAAGGCCAGGAGACAGUCCUGAAAAUCAAGAGACUAUUUUUAUAGUUAAACCUUUAACCAAUGGCCUUUUGAGCAAAGUAGCCUCUAAUAAAUUUUUUCUCUUGAUUGUUUGUGGUUCCAUGAAGAACAGGCUCUGCAAAGUAGUGCAUAAAAGAUCCACUCUUUUUUCCUUCUCUCUUUAAGCAGUUUUAGUCCUUUUCUAUUGUGUUUUUUUAAAUGUUGGAGUAUAUUAUAUGUAUUUGUUUUUGUUGCAAAAUGGCUGGCUCUAACAUGACUUGCAUCUAGAAGAAAAUGUAUCUAUUUGCAGGCAAAUAACUAGUUCUACUUUGACUGUGCUGUACUCCCAGCAGAUAUCUGAGAGUGAGUUAUGACGACAUCUUCUCUUGUCAGGUUGUAUGCUGGUCAACAAUGCUGGCACUUCACAUUGGAUUGAUAGAGAAACCCCUGUAGUAUGUUACUAUAAGUCACAUUUUGUGUUCCUGUUACACAAGUGGCAGGAGUCAAUAAACACUGGGUCUUGUUAAA